This is a messenger RNA of Protopterus annectens (West African lungfish), 3667 nucleotides long. RefSeq names its product xylosyltransferase 2 (gene XYLT2). The coding region runs from base 88 to 2667 and encodes 859 amino acids. NCBI's taxonomy places the organism in Eukaryota, Metazoa, Chordata, Ceratodontiformes, Protopteridae. The record is from RefSeq and is a predicted model, not a curated record. Gene Ontology annotation, molecular function: protein xylosyltransferase activity. Gene Ontology annotation, cellular component: membrane. The transcript is spliced from 11 exons. Gene Ontology annotation, biological process: chondroitin sulfate proteoglycan biosynthetic process; heparan sulfate proteoglycan biosynthetic process.
CGUGCGUGCGCGUUCAUGAGCCCUAAUAGUGUCGUUCUACUAGUCUCGCUUCUGAUUUCGCUGCUCCAUUGGUAAGGGGCUGGGAAAAUGGUGGCGAAAGUUAGGGUGCAGAAACUAGCUCGUCGGUAUAAGCUGGCUAUUGCAAUCGCUCUGGGUAUUCUUCUGAUCCAAGGGUUGGUGGUUUUAAGCUUUAGCAGCUUGGAAGAGAACGAAAGUCGAGGCGAGAAGACAAGGCAGAAGAAGGCAAGACUGCCUGGACAAGGUGAGACUGCGAAGGAUGGGGACAGUCAACGUAGCAUACUAGGGCGAAAACAUAGUCGAGUAAAAUUGGUGACUAACAAUCCAGGAGCAGUGGGAGCCAAGGGUUGGCAAAAUAGUUCGGUAAAACGCAGGUUCUCCAAACGGUUUAAAGCUCCACCUGGAAGAGAGAAAGAGGCUCAGAAUCAUGACUUUUCUAGCAGUCGAAACCUGACUUUUUUGAAGCUUUCCAUGGUACAGAAUGGGGAUAUUGGCAGUGUAGAAGGAGCACCACAACCCACCAAUAAUGACUUUGUGCCCGAAUGUGAAAUUGUUGGGAAAGAUGCUUUGUCAGCCUUGGCUCGUGCAAACUCGAAACAGUGUCGACAGGAGAUUGCCAGUGUAGUGUGCUUACAUCAAGCUGGGGAGCUGAUGGUGCAGUCAGUGCCACGUUACUGCACACUGUCUGGUAAACCCAGCCCUCUCAUCCAGUGGGAUAUUAUUGCUGAAGAUCUGGCAUCUGUGCAGAACCCUGUGCACAUAGCCUAUGUCCUGGUUGUGCAUGGCAGGGCAACUCGGCAAUUAAAACGAAUGAUUAAAGCCAUCUACCAUAAGGAUCACUUUUAUUAUAUCCAUGUGGAUAAGCGUUCAAACUAUCUACACAGGGAGGUAGUACAGCUAACUCAAAACUAUUCCAAUGUCCGGGUAAUGCCAUGGAGAAUGGUGACAAUUUGGGGUGGUGCAAGUCUUCUUAAGAUGUACCUUCGUAGCAUGACCGAUCUCCUAGGAAUGACAGAGUGGAAGUGGGACUUCUUCAUCAAUCUCAGUGCAACAGACUACCCAACCAGGACAAAUGAAGAGUUGGUUGCAUUUCUGUCCAAGUUCAGUGAUAAAAACUUCUUAAAAUCUCAUGGCAGAGAUAAUGCAAGGUUCAUUAAGAAGCAAGGAUUAGAUCGCCUCUUCCAUGAGUGUGAUCAUCACAUGUGGCGACUUGGGGAGAGACAGAUCCCAGAAGGCAUUGUGGUGGAUGGAGGGUCAGACUGGUUUGUUUUGACACGCACUUUCGUUGAUUAUGUUGUAAACAGCCAGGACAGGCUUGUUUCUAUGUUGAAGCAGUUCUACAGCUACACACUUCUUCCAGCAGAGUCCUUUUUCCACACUGUGCUCGAGAAUAGUGUCAUGUGUGGCACCAUGGUGGAUAACAACCUUAGAGUGACAAAUUGGAAUAGAAAACUGGGCUGCAAGUGCCAAUAUAAACACAUUGUGGAUUGGUGUGGGUGUUCUCCCAAUGACUUCAAACCUCAGGACUUCCUCAGGCUGCAGCAGCUGACACGCCCUACCUUCUUCGCCAGGAAGUUUGAAUCCACAGUCAAUCAGGAAGUUCUUAAUAUUGUGGACUCUCAUCUCUAUGGCCAGUUUCGUGAAGGCACCCCGGGCCUCCAAUCCUACUGGGAAAAUGUCUUUGACCAGGCAGAUGGUAUCAACAGUUUGGGUGACGUCUCUAAGACAAUGUUUACUGCCUUUGUCAGACUUGGACUCCGGAAGUUAGAAACAGUGGAGAAGGGACAAAGCCCACAGUGCAGCUUUCAGGUUGCAGGCUACCCACUUGCUGUGCACUUAUACUUCCACAACGAUCGUUUCCAAGGGUAUUUGUUGUUGCAAGAGCUACAGAACAUGGCAACGGGGAAUGCAGAAAUUUUUGAGAUCUGGGCUUUGCCACAGGGGAUGCUUCAGCUGGUAAAUAGUGGAGAGAAAUUUGAGCGUCUGCAGUCCCUGGAGGUAGGAAUUGACUGGGAUCCCAAGGAGCGCAUAUUUCGUAAUUUUGGGGGGCUUAUUGGACCGACUGAUGAGCCAGUGGCAGUGCAGAAAUGGAUGCGUGGGCACAACUUAACAGCCACUGUUAUUUGGAUUGAUCCCAUAUAUAUAAUUGCAACAUCCUAUGACAUUAUUGUAGAUUCAGAUGUAGAGUUCACACAUUAUAAGCCACCUCUGAACCACCCACUUCGACCUGGCACGUGGACAGUCCGACUUCUGUAUCGCUGGGAACUGCUUGCUGAAACAAAGUUUCUUGUGACUCCUUUAACAUAUCAUAAUAAACAGCCCCUUACAGAAGAUGAUCUUUGGUUACAUGCUGGCCCUGCACAGAUGGAGUACAUGGAUCAAAACUUCCAAGGGCUUGGCAAAAUUUUAAACCUUCCUAGGUCAGACUCUGCCACAGAAAAGGAACUACGGAAUUCUAGACUGGUGGGGAAGCCUUUACAGGACUGGGUGGACCAUAGUAUUAGCCAGUUUUGGUCUGCUGCUGACUUGUGUGCUUCUUCCUCCACUUGUGCUGUUCUGCAGCCUUGUAAUGGCACCAGCUGGAGUUCAUUGUCUCCUGACCCCAAAUCUGAACUGGGACCUGUGAAAUCAGAUGGGAGAUUACGGUAGCAGAACUGGUGACCAUGAACUGAAGCAGAUCAAUCUGCUCUGAUACACAUCAUAAGGAUCUAAGAUAGCACACCAUCUUUCAGUUCAUUGGACCAUGUUUCUCGUGAAAAACGCAUUUUAGCUUGUGAUACUUGAGAACGGUUUUACACACAUUUAAAGUUGGAAAGAGUUCUGAAAAUUAAGGUGUUCUAAGUUAAACUUUCUGAUUAUGUCUCAGAAAGUCGAAGAAAUCAGCUACUCAGCCUGGAAUUCUGAUCCCUUUAAAAGUUUGGGGAUUAAAAACAAUUUGUGACAAUAUCAUGAGUAAUUACAUAAAAGCUGCUUGAGAGCAGAACUUAGUUGUGCUUCUGAGCAGGUGUGAUCUUUUAAGACACACGUCCCAGGAGGCAGUGCUCUUAAGUUUUGCAUGAGUCACAGAUGAAACAAUAAGAGAAACUGAUGUUGUAUUGGUGCAAAAAGGAGGGAGUGUGAGAGAGAGAGAGUUAAGUGAGUUAGUGUGGAGGAUUUUUAAGAGGUUUUUUUUUUAAACAAUGGGUGUGUCUUUAAAUUCAGGCCUUGUGGAUUUCUUUGACAGUCUUUGGAAGAACUAAAAACCAAAGCACAGUGCUGUGUGCACUCUGACUCUUCAUGUCAUUGUUACCUCUGUAAGCAGUUGAGGACAAAAUCUGACAUAGUUGUCCCUAAGCUUGAUGGGAAUGGCUGCAUGUGGCAAAGAAUAGUAGUGGAUUCAGGUGAGGCACUUGCCUUGUGCUGCCACUGCAAUAAGCUGAAUUUCAAAUAGCAGUUUUUGUUUUUUAUUUUUCAUUUACAGAUAGUGACAUUUUUGUAUUGUUUACAUAUGUGUGUGACACAAUUACCUGAAGUCAACAUAAAGUCAGUGCUUCCAUUAUAUGCUGAUCAUAAAACAAAUGAAGUCUGUGCUAAUAAAAUGAUUAGGGAUGUUUUAAGGUCUUUAUUGGCCUGCAUCAAAAACCUAGUUACGUCUUUUAUUUCCACUGAA